Bacidia gigantensis is the source of this 855-nucleotide messenger RNA. RefSeq lists its product as uncharacterized. Gene Ontology annotation, molecular function: 2-methoxy-6-polyprenyl-1,4-benzoquinol methyltransferase activity. The transcript has a single exon. Bases 1 to 855 code for a protein of 284 amino acids. The record is from RefSeq and is a predicted model, not a curated record. Lineage: Eukaryota; Fungi; Ascomycota; Lecanoromycetes; Lecanorales; Ramalinaceae. Gene Ontology annotation, biological process: ubiquinone biosynthetic process.
AUGGCACCUCAUAAGGUUUUACUGCGCGGACGUACAUUCGCAACUGCACACAUCAGCAAGCAUCACCAGUACAGACAGAUUCGCCUUCAUUCGAGCUCGGUUUCUUCCGUCAAUCCAUCCGAGAUUUCACACUUCAACAAGCUAGCUUCAACCUGGUGGGACCCUCAUGGACCUUCGCGCCUUCUGCAUCAGAUGAAUCCUCUGCGCCAUGACUUCAUAGGUUCCUGUUUCGCCUCUUUCCCAGGCUCGUCCCAGCAGAAGAGCUACCUCGACAUCGGUUGUGGAGGUGGUAUAUUUGCCGAAAGUGCUGCCCGCUUACCAUGGACGAAAAGUGUACUAGCAAUUGAUCCCAGCAAAGAGGUUAUCGACGUUGCGAAACUGCAUGCAAGGAAUGAUCCAUUACUUAUGCAGCCUGGGAGACUGCAGUAUGAUAAUCGCUCGAUCGAGGGAAUACCGCAACCUGCAACUCCCGAGCAGCAGCAUGAUGUGGUGUCAUUGUUUGAAGUUCUUGAACAUGUUACGUACCCCUCGGCAUUCCUCACGUCGUGUCUACCAUUCGUUAAGCCUGGAGGCUGGUUGAUACUUAGUACUAUUGCUAGGACGUGGACGAGUUGGUUCACAACCAAAUUCAUCGCAGAGGAUGUUGUGAGAAUGGUGCCGCGAGGUACUCAUGAUUGGAAGAACUAUGUCAAUGCAGAUGAGCUGCAAGAGUGGAUUUUAGAGAAGAAAGGGUGGGGCGCUGGCGGAGGACUGAAGGUUAUGGGCGUGGUGUACGUUCCCGGGUUUGGCUGGAAAGCUGUUCCAGCAGGAGAGCAAUGGGGCAAUUAUUUUCUAGGUAUCCGACGCGAUAUUUAG